Messenger RNA from Tinamus guttatus (white-throated tinamou), 777 nucleotides. NCBI's taxonomy places the organism in Eukaryota, Metazoa, Chordata, Aves, Tinamiformes, Tinamidae. The record is from RefSeq and is a predicted model, not a curated record.
CCAAGUGGCCAGACCCUGGAGGAAAAGAUUAUCUAUGGAGUAGAGAAUAGCAGCACUUUUCUAGAGUGCAGUCCAAAAUCUCAGCGUGCCGUAGUCUAUUGGCAAUUCCAGAAACAAAAUGAUGACCGCAAAGAAGAGAUAAAAGUGGAUGAUCGAAUGAUACGGACAGAACAGGGUUUAUUGCUCCGAAGUCUUCAACGGAGAGACUCUGGUAUUUACUUUUGUCAUGCUGUGGAGCAUGGUUUCAUGCAAACUCUGCUCAAAGUGACCCUGGAAGUAAUUGAUACUGAUCACCUGGAAGAGCUGCUCCAUAAAGAAGAAGAUGGUGAUGCCUCCAAGAUCAAGGAUGCCACCAAUAGUAUGACCCCCAGUCAAAAAAUCUGGUAUAGAGACUUCAUGCAGUUAAUCAAUCACCCCAACCUCAACACCAUGGAUGAGUUCUGUGAGCAGGUUUGGAAAAGAGACCGCAAACAACGUCGGCAAAGGCCUUCCAAUACACAGGUGAAUACGAAUAAGUGGAAGCACCUACAAGAGAAUAAAAAAGGUAGGAACAGGAGGACCCAUGAAUUUGAGAGGGCACCACGGAGUGUCUGAGCUACAUUACCUCUAGGAACCUCAUCCAAGUAGAAACUUGUAUAGACAGAUAACUGGAAAAAAAAUGCAAUAUACAUGAACUUUUUCAUGGCAUUAUGUGGAUGUUUACAAGAGUGGAAAGCUCAAACGAUUUCCACCAGGUUUAAAAAAAAAUGAUUUCUAACUUUCCUAGUAAAUUCUUCC